Molecule: messenger RNA, 1620 nt
Organism: Camelina sativa (false flax)
Lineage: Eukaryota; Viridiplantae; Streptophyta; Magnoliopsida; Brassicales; Brassicaceae
Product: BES1/BZR1 homolog protein 4-like
Biological process (GO): DNA-templated transcription; brassinosteroid mediated signaling pathway
Molecular function (GO): DNA-binding transcription factor activity
Source: RefSeq, a predicted model, not a curated record
CUCCUCUUCUCUUCUCUCUGGCACGAGAGAGAGAGAGUUCAUGAUUAGCUUAAAGCUCCCUUCAUCUUCUUCUUCUAUUCCCGGGUUUUUUUUAUCUUCCUCCUCCGAUCACCUGAAAACUCACCUUUAUCGAAUUCUCCGAGCAUCUUGAUCCGCCGCUUUCAUCUGAAAUCACCUGUGUUUUUUUUCUCUCAACUACACUCAAUUUGAAGAAGGUGAAGCUAACAAAGUUACUGCAACUAUUUCCAAGAGUUUUGCUUCCCUCAAGUUUCUCGCCGUCGGAGUUUUUUUUAUCCGUGAGAGCAUUUUAUCUCCGACGGAGAAGCCAAAUUGCAUAUAUAAUCUUAAGCUGAUCGGAGAUUGGGAAGUGUUGGUGCACGCAGAUCUGCUAUAUAUAUUGCUUCAUCGAAGAUUCUGAGGUUGAAUAAGUUUGAGUUUCGCUGCGAAUUGUCUCUUUGAUCUGUAUCGUUAAAAGAAACAGAGGAGGAAGGAAGAUGACGUCGGGGACGAGAAUGCCGACAUGGAGGGAGAGAGAAAACAACAAGAGGAGAGAGAGAAGACGGAGAGCAAUCGCAGCUAAGAUUUUCACCGGAUUGAGAAUGUACGGUAACUACGAGCUUCCUAAGCAUUGCGAUAACAACGAAGUUCUUAAAGCACUCUGCAACGAAGCUGGUUGGAUCGUCGAGCCUGAUGGCACCACUUACCGCAAGGGAUCUAGUAGACCUGUAGAGCGUAUGGAGAUAGGUGGCGGUUCAGCAACCGCUAGUCCUUGCUCUUCUUAUCAGCCAAGUCCGUGUGCCUCUUAUAAUCCUAGUCCAGUCUCUUCCAACUUCAUGAGUCCAGCAUCAUCCUCAUUUGCUAAUCUUACCUCUGGAGACGGCCAAUCACUCAUCCCAUGGCUGAAACACCUCUCAACAACAUCAUCCUCAUCAGCUUCUUCGUCAUCAAGACUCCCUAAUUACCUCUACAUCCCUGGGGGAUCCAUAAGCGCUCCUGUUACCCCUCCUUUAAGCUCUCCUACUGCUCGUACCCCAAGAAUGAACCCCGACUGGCAACAACUCAACAACUCCUUCUUUGUCUCUUCAACACCGCCAAGUCCCACCCGACAAAUCAUCCCGGACUCUGAAUGGUUCUCAGGGAUUCAACUAGCACAAAGCGUUCCAGCUUCGCCAACGUUUAGCCUCGUCUCACAAAACCCGUUUGGAUUCAAAGAAGAAGCAGCCUCUGCUGCUGGAGGCGGAGGCGGGUCAAGGAUGUGGACACCAGGUCAAAGCGGGACUUGCUCCCCUGCUAUUCCUCCUGGUGCUGACCACACAGCUGAUGUUCCAAUGUCUGAAGCCGUGGCUCCUCCAGAGUUUGCGUUCGGGAGUAACACAGACGGGUUAGUGAAAGCAUGGGAAGGAGAGAGGAUACACGAGGAGAGUGGUUCGGAUGAUCUCGAACUCACUCUUGGAAACUCAAGCACCAGGUAACUCCAACCCACCUGUACAUUUUCAAAACCGGUGGAACCAAAACCGUUCUUGAUGAUAUGUUGCUCCAGUUUUAUUUCAAUUGUACUCCUUCCCAUGCAUGUAAUGCUCAAAGUUGAAACACAGCUUAUAUAAUAUUCGUUUAUCUGUC